Bombus pascuorum is the source of this 2746-nucleotide messenger RNA. Its product is annotated as adenosine receptor A1-like. NCBI's taxonomy places the organism in Eukaryota, Metazoa, Arthropoda, Insecta, Hymenoptera, Apidae. Gene Ontology annotation, biological process: G protein-coupled receptor signaling pathway. Gene Ontology annotation, cellular component: membrane. The transcript has 8 exons. Bases 441 to 1571 code for a protein of 376 amino acids. Gene Ontology annotation, molecular function: G protein-coupled receptor activity. The record is from RefSeq and is a predicted model, not a curated record.
GUGUCGCCUACCUCGAGCUCAGUGAGCCGAUGUGUGAGCGCCGCGACGCCCAGAGCAGCCCCGACGUUAAGCGUCGCCGACAUAGGAAAGGGAAUGACCGUGGCCGAGGACAUGAUCAGCGAUGAACCAACAACAAGGAAAAUUAUAUAACACUGAACCGGUUACUUAUCGUUUGUGAAACAUUGCCACGAAGAAAAUUUAUAUUUCUGUGUGGAUUAUACGUGUUACCGUGUUACUACGGGACUAAAGCAUAGACGAUGAAAGUUUAUUAGAAUAAAUUCGUGCAUACAAGAUUCAUUGCUGGACGACAUCUAUAUGAAUCCUGAUGAAUGAGCCUUUGUGGAAGCUAUGAAGCAUUAGGCACACCCCACUGGCGAAGGCACACCCCUACGUUUAAGAUAUUGGAGUACUAAAAUACAUGCAGCUUGUAAAGUUUUAGAAUGAACGCGACGACGACCUACAUAGGUGCAACGAGCACCCUGGCUGGAAUUAUUGGCAUCGAGUCGGAAAUAAGAAUGGAUAAAGCGGAAAACUCCUUUGACAAUGACUUUGAUAUUUCUCCGGUCACUCUAUCCUCCGCAUGGUCCAGAGUAGCGAGACUUCUUUUGUUAGCGUCAAUGGCUGUGGGCGGCAGUGUUGGUAACGUUUUCAUGAUCUCUGCGGUGGUGGUAGAAGAUCAACUUAAGAAACGAGGAAAUGCGUUUCUAGUGAACGUUGCAUUGGCAGAUCUAUUAGUAACAGGCCUUGUAAUACCGGUAUCAGUGAUUGUGAUCCUGGCAGGACAUGAAGAGUCAUUAAGCACAUGCCGAUUUGAAUGUACUCUCGAGGCACUUUGCUUCCUCGUGACGGUAUUGACGUUGGCCACUAUAGCUGGAGAAAAUUAUACUCGUUUGUGUUUACCACCCGAAAGGUAUGCCGUAGUGACACCAAGCCGUGUAACAGCGACCAUCAUCAGCGUCUGGAUGGUAUCUGUAAUGACGGUAGUUCUGCAAUCAUCGUUGGACGUAGGACCGGACUUCUGCCGUCGCCGAUUCAGUGGAAUAGCCAUGGAACAAAUAAUCGGGGCUACGGUUUUAGUAGGUUUGCCAACUUUAAUGACCACCUUCUUGUACGUAAAGCUGGUGAUUCGAGUCCGGCACGCUACCAGAGGUUCCUAUAAGCCACCGGUCGCUUUCUCCUGGGACUACGAACUGACCAAGGCAAACAUGUACAGCUGCAUGAUGUUCGUGAUAUUCUGGCUACCGUUCGGUAUCGUUGUCUGCGUUAACUCCUUCCGACCGAUAAGCGCUCGUGUUUUUUACAAUUUGGCCUGGUUUGCUCUUUCGAAAUCCUGCUUCAACAAUUUGCUCUACUGUGUGGCAGACCGGCAUUUUCGCAGCGCCUACGUCAAGCUUUUCCAUUACUGCUGUUGCAAAACUACGGUGAGUUUCUCAAGGAGAACACGAGGGGAUGGUGGCCGAAAUGCCAGCGAUGUACGCCUCAGGGUUCACAUUAUCCAUUCCUAUGCUAGUCCGGGUACCUGUCGCCCUCCUGCGGGUAGACCUAACGGACGUGACGUUUAUGAGCUCUAAAUUUCAACAUCGCGCAUCAUGAUCGGAAUAUUUGGAACAACCUGUGUCCUCGUCGAUACAAUUGAUCGCCGUCCAAUAGAAAACAUUUUUCGAUUUCUGCUCCUAAUCGACAUGCUUCCAAUUACCGCGAUGGUUUAAGUUGCCCUUUGGUUGUACCGUCGAGAACUAGUACGUCGAACGCGUGUACUUUAUUUAUGUAAUUUAUUCGUGUAGAUUGUUUUAAUGCGCUUCAAUACAAACUGUUAAGCGAGGAGGGCUGUUUUACAAACUUUGAACUCUACAGUAGAACCUUCGUUAUUUAAAUUUAAAAGACAAGAAGAUGAAUUCUUCUCUACUCGGAGAAGAAAAUUUUCACAUGCACCUGUUAUACUAUCAAAGAAUAAUAAUAAUAAAAAUUGAACAUGUAAAUAUAGUUCAAUAUAUAGCAUUUUUGACUCGAAAAUUGAUGAAUUUGGUAUAAUCUGCUACUUUCGACGAUUAAUCUAUACAUUUCUCAAGAAUAUUUUUUAUGUUAUACAUUUUCUGUGAUUAUAUCAACCUUAUUGCAGAUUAAAGAAUAGGAAAACGUCCGCUUAAUAUCUCUGACAACUAAUUUAUAUAAAGUUUUUAACAUUCAUUGUGAUAAGGUAUUUAUAUUCAGAUUACAUCAACUGGUUAGUCUUAUAUAUAAUAUCAAUAAUUAAUUUCGUUAAUAUUAAUUACUAUCUUCGAGUGUACUUUCAAGCUUUGAUCGUUAAAAUUCAUUGAUUAAAACUACUCGUUUUCACCAGCAUUCUGUAUGCUUAUGCUACAAUUGAUACCAAAAUUUGGAUAUCACAGGUUCUACUGUAUGAAUACUUGUAACAGUGCUACUAUCCAUCCUCUUAUAAUGUUCGAAUAUCGAUGUUUUACGAUCUUCGUUAAAUGAUUCUCGAAUACCUCAUGUAAUUGUUCAACAAUUGCUAUUACCUCGUUUACGUUAUUGUUUUAACGUGUAAUUAUGCCUAUUAAGUCUGCUUCAUAUUUAUUUAUAGGUAUAUGAUAGGUACGUAUAGAGUGUAACUGCAAUGACGUUAUUAUAAAGAUAUUGAGAUGAUUUCUCUUAGGAAAAUAAAUCAAAAACGUAGUUUGAAAUUCUUUAUCUUUACCUUGGUUUUCCUAAGAUACUGAUUCGUCCAACAUGGUCGAUAAAAUAG